UCGAUAGCAGAACUCGACACGUGCUGUCGAAAUUGUGUACCUUUUAUUUGUGUGAAGAAGACUCGCAAUUAAAAUGACCGAAACAAAUGGAAAGAUUAAAUAUAUGGUGGCGGACACCACGGCAUUCAUCAAUGCAGUUCCCCUGAACGAAUACGCCGAAAAUGUUCUCACUGUGCCCGAUGUGGUUGCCGAGGUGCGCAAUAAGCGCCAGAUACGCCGCCUCUGUGUGCUGCCCUUCGGCAUGGAGGUGCGCGAACCGCGCCCUGAGAGCAUCAAGCACUGUGUGGAGUUCGCCAAGAAGACGGGCGACUAUGCCAGUCUCUCUGGCAUCGAUCUAAAGGUAAUCGCUCUGUCCUACGAGCUGGAGAAGGACAAUGUGGGCACAGAGCAUCUGCGCACUGAGCCCGUAAUGGCCCAGACCAUUGCCUCCAAGGAGGAGCCCAAGGAGAUGCAGGAGGCCAACAAUAAGCGUCUGGUGGGCUGGUUCAUGCCCGAUGGCGAAGAGGACGAGGAAGAUGAGGACGAUGAUGAUGAUGAAAUGGAUGACGAUGAGGACGAUAAUGAGGAGGUGGAGGACACCUCAGUGGAUAACGUAAAAGCAGCCAUUGAGGCUCAGAUCGAGGGCAUAGAGCUGCCCACCACAAAUACGGAGACAAAAAUGGACGACAUCUCCGAGGAGGAUCUAAAGACGCUUCUGGAGGAGUUAAGUUGCGAGUCCGAUGUCCCGGAGUGCGAUCAGCUAUUGGUCCAGACCAAUACAGAAGACGAUGAAAUGGAGCAGGAGCCGGAACAGCCUUGCUCCAGCAAGUCCAACAGCAAUCUGGACGAUGACGUGGGCGACGACGGCUGGAUCACCCACUCGAACAUCAGAAGCGCCAAGAAGGCGCUCGAGGGCAAGGUGGAGUCCGAUGCGGUGCCCCUGGUGGCCUGCAUGACCACAGAUUAUGCCAUUCAGAAUGUGCUCAAGCAGAUGAAUCUGAAUUUGGCCGCCCUCAAUGGGCGCAUCAUCAAGCAGCUGCGCACGUACAUCCUCCGCUGCUACGCCUGCUUUAAGACCACCAGCAUCAUGACCAAAGUCUUUUGCCCGAACUGCGGCAACAAGACGCUGAAGCGCGUCGCCGUCAGCCUGGACGAGAACGGCAAGCAGGUGAUCCACAUCAAUACGCGUCGUCCGCUCACGUCAAAGUACAAGAACCAGAGCCUGCCCAAAUUCCAGGGCGGCAAGCAUUCCCGUAAUCCCAUUCUGUUCGAGGACCAGCCCAUGCCCCGCCAGAUGCCAUCACGCGUGGCCAAAACAAAGACAAAUGCAUUGAACGAGGACUACGUGGCCGGCUACUCGCCAUUCGUGCUGCGCGACGUCGACUCCAAGUCAGCCAUGCUCCGCUCCAAGGGCAAUCUCAAGGAGUGGGCGCGGAACAACAACUUCGAGGAGGAUCGCCGUCGCAAGCACUACAAUCGUCUCUACAAGUAGAGGGGCGAUCAGGGUCAGGGUGGGGUCCGUAGCAAUUAAGCUUUCCAUUAACAUGUUAUCAGUGUCUAUUUAAAGAGUAAACUCUUCCUACACACAAAA
Messenger RNA from Drosophila obscura, 1570 nucleotides. Its product is annotated as RNA-binding protein NOB1. NCBI's taxonomy places the organism in Eukaryota, Metazoa, Arthropoda, Insecta, Diptera, Drosophilidae. The record is from RefSeq and is a predicted model, not a curated record. The transcript is spliced from 2 exons. Gene Ontology annotation, cellular component: preribosome, small subunit precursor. Bases 74 to 1471 code for a protein of 465 amino acids. Gene Ontology annotation, biological process: maturation of SSU-rRNA; ribosomal small subunit biogenesis. Gene Ontology annotation, molecular function: RNA endonuclease activity.